AUGAAGAUGUUAUUUAUAAUAAUGAUUUAGUUUAUAUUUUUCAUAAUAAAACAAAUGGGUCAGUUUUUGAAUGUAGAGAUUUUGAAAUAAAAUAAAGAAGAAAAGAAAUUAAACAAAGUAACAUAUAUAUAAUUCUGGGAUUAAAAUAGAGAAAAAUAAUUAAAUUAAAUAUAAAAAAAUGAUAAUAAUAAUAAUAAUAAAAAUAAUAAUAAUAAAAAUAAUAAUAAUAAUAAUAAUAAUAAUAAUGAAUAAUUUUUACCAGAAUUUAAUUCCAAUAUAAUUUUCGAGAGAUUAAAGCAUUAAAAAGAAUUUAUUUUUUAAAUAAAUGAAUGCCAUUUUAUAAAUAAAAAAAGUCGACAUGGAUUUAGAUUUGAAAAAAUUUCUGAAACAUAAAAAAAUAUAUCUUAUUUGCUCUUUCUACUUAAGAACUUUUAUUUUGUUUUUGGAGUUAUUUAAAGGAAAAAAGUAUUUUUUCAAUAAAUUUUUUUCAAAUAAUUUCAAGAUUGA
Messenger RNA from Ichthyophthirius multifiliis, 507 nucleotides. RefSeq lists its product as hypothetical. The record is from RefSeq and is a predicted model, not a curated record. NCBI's taxonomy places the organism in Eukaryota, Ciliophora, Oligohymenophorea, Hymenostomatida. The transcript is spliced from 2 exons.